This is a messenger RNA of Procambarus clarkii (red swamp crayfish), 12897 nucleotides long. It is a transcript of the gene G9a, whose product is annotated as histone-lysine N-methyltransferase G9a. Gene Ontology annotation, molecular function: p53 binding; histone H3K9 methyltransferase activity; zinc ion binding. Gene Ontology annotation, biological process: peptidyl-lysine dimethylation; negative regulation of transcription by RNA polymerase II. Gene Ontology annotation, cellular component: nucleus; chromatin. The record is from RefSeq and is a predicted model, not a curated record. Lineage: Eukaryota; Metazoa; Arthropoda; Malacostraca; Decapoda; Cambaridae.
GGUGCCAGCUGUUGUUACUAUCGGAACAUAAACAUUGAAGGCGUUGGGGGCGAGUUAUCAAGUUAUCUCCUGUGGUGUUUACCGCUUGCUGGCUGCACUAGCCCCCACGGUGGUGCGUCUUGUGGUCAUAAGAUUAUGUGUGCCAAGGUGUAGAAGUUCAUGGAACAGAUGUGCUCAAAAUGAAUUCCCAAGAAUUACAAGGCAAAGGUUCACCCAUAGGAAACUUUGGAAAAACGGUCGGUGGUUCUCAGCAGUCAGACGGGAGCCAUCGUGGACGCAACAGAGGCAAGAAAGGAAAAGCCAAAGCCAGGUGGAUAGAGGAAAAUGCAUUGUUACAUGGAAAGGGAAGUGGUAAAGGAGGGAACAAAAUUGGAAAAAAGGGCACAAAAGGAUUGGGUGCACUUUCUGGUGGCAAGAAAGACUUAAGUGCGCUCUCUGGUGGUAAGAAAGGAUUAAGUGCACUCUCUGGUGGCAAAAAAAGAUUAGGUACACUCCCUGGUGGUAAGAAAGGAUUGGGUGCACUCACUGAUAUUAAGAAAGGCUUGGAAGCAAUCUCUGUUGUUAAGAAAGGAUUGGGUGCACACACUGGUGAUAAGAAAGGUCUGAGUGCACUCUCUGGUGGUAAGAAAGGAUUGAGUGCACUCUCUGGUGAUAAGAAAGGAUUGAGUGCACUUACUGGUGAUAAGAAAGAAUCGAGUGCAUUUUCUUGUCGUAAAAAAGGGUUGGGUGCACACACAGAUGGCAAGAAAAUUAAAAAGUCCUUCCAACUGGAAAUUAAGUCUCCUGAUUACCAUAAUAUCUCUGAUAAUAUUCCAUUAGAGGAAUAUUACACUUUUCAUGAAGAUGAUCAAACUGAAAAAAGUGACAAUACAGAAAAAGUAAAUGACUCUAGCAGUGUACAGAGAGCUUCAGAUAUUCCUUUAAAAGCAGGUAUGAACAAGACAUUCAUAAUGGAUUUUGUAGCUCAGAAUGGAGAGGAGAAAAAUAAGUUAUUAGAAGCAAUGUCCCGUCAGUUUAACUCUGCUAAUAUUCCUGAGGGAUCUGUACCUCCAGAUGUAAAAAGAAGUACUCGGGUUCCCCGACUCACGCGAAAGCGAAAGAGUGAAGUAUUAGAUAAUGUAGAUAAAACGCCUGAAGUCCCAGUUACACAACAAAUAUCAAACCCAUCUUUGCCUGUUCACACCAUUCACCCUAUUACUAGUGCUCUUAAAAAAGUGAGGAAAGAUAAUGUUGAGACUUUAGUGAAUUCCUCACCAAAUGUUACACCAACUGUUACUCCUAAUACAACGCCUAAUGCCACCCCAACAUCAGGACGAAAAAGGAGGAAGAUACAAGAGAAAAAGUUGGGUGAAAAGGAUCCUGGUGAAGAAACCACCAGUACUCCUGAAGCUCAAGAAAUAGAUCCCAAAACAGAGGAAUCAUCCAGUAAUGAAAAAGGGGUUCAUAGCUCAAGAGGCAAAAAAAGGGUUAGAGGAAGAGGCAAACCUUUGGUUGAAUUUGGAGAGGGAAAUGAUUCGGGAAAUGAAUCGCUUGGCACAUCUCCCAAAGGCCGAGGCAAAGCUCGUUCAAGUUCAGAAGAAGAUUCGCUGAGUCUUGCAGAAUUAAUUGCACCAUCAGCUCACAGCCGAGGUCGUGGAAAAGGUAAAAGCACUCCAGAGAGUGCAACAUCUACUCCUGUUGCCCGUGGACGAGGAAAAGGCAAAGGUUUAGUUAAAGAUGAUUCAAGCAGUGAUGGUAAAGGACGCGUGAAACAGAAACUUGAGGGAGAGAAAAUGGAUGAAUCAUUAACUACUACUCUAACUCCUGGCUCAGGUCGAGGUCGUGGAAAAGGUAAAGUGUCAAGUGAAGAGGGAGGUAACUUUGGUCCUGGUGGCUUUUCUCCCGGUAGCUCACCAUCUGGUUUUCUGGGAAAGAGAGGCAGAGGAAAAGUUGAGGUAGACAAGGAAGAAACUUUGGAAGUUGAAGCAGCUAAUCGACAGAGAAGAAGUAUGACUCCAGUAGCAGGGGAGACAACACAACAGUCUGAACCAAAACGAUCUCAACGACUUUCCUUGUCUCGAGAUGGUAGUCAUGAUGGCAAGAAAGGAAAACAGAAGACCAUUUCAGAAAUUCAGAAAAAGCAAGAAUAUAUGACAAUUAAAGGUUAUGCCAGCAAAGGGAAAAAGGAUGAUGAAUCACUUUUCACUAAGACAGGCAAGAAGAAGAAGAAACAUUUCAAAGGGCUGAGCUACUCAUUUAGUAGGAAGAGAAAGAAAGGAAAGGGAAAGGGAGGCUAUGGAAAAUCUGGCUUUGAUAAUUCUCAAGAGACAGACUCUGUAGUCUCUGAGGAAAUUGAUGCAGAGUCUAUAGACUCUUCAUCACAGGAUGUCCCUUCAGAGCAGCUUUCUUACCAAGACCAUAACGGAAUGGAUGAUGGUCUUUCAGAAGCUCCGGAAAAUGAUGACAUUGAAAUGGACAAUGUGGAGACUCUUGAUGGUGAAGGUGAAGAGGAACAGAUGGAAGAAUUAAAACUGGAAGAAAUCUUGGUAAAUCCAGUUCAAGAUAAAGUAAUUAUGGAUAUAGUUGAAUCAGUAGACAGUGUUCCUGCAAAUAAAGAGUUAAGUAACACACACACCUUAAAAGAACAAACCACUGAAGCUGCUGUAGAGAAAAGUAAAGUUAGCGUUUGGGACAGUGAGCAUCACGGGAGUACUAUUAAUGAUUCUGAAAGAUAUGAAGCAGCAACUGAUACACAAAAAGGCACAAGUGAUAUUGGAGAUGAGAAGACAACCGUACAAUUUGCUGUAAUUGAAAAACCAGCGGUACCUGCAAUUUGUCUGGGAUUCACCGAGCAGAAAAGUGACACUGAAGAAGAUAUUGAAUCUAAAAAUUCCAUUAAUAAUGUUGCAUCUGAGGAAACAAUUACCACAUCCAAUGAAAAUAAUUCUUUUGAAAAAGAUUGUAAUGCAGAGUUACUUAAAAAGGAUCGUAUUACAGAGUUAACUGAGAAAGAUCACAUUGCACAGACAAUUGAAAAAGAUCAUAGCAUACAGUUAGCUGAAAAGGAAUGUAAUGCAGAGUUAAUUGGAAAGGAUUGUUUUGCAGAAUUAACUGAUAAAGAUGAUAAUGCAGAGUUAGUUGAAAAAGAUCGUGAGGCAGAGUUAGCUGAAAAGGAUUGUGAUACAGAGUUAGUUGAAAAAGAUUGUGAUGCAGAGUUAGCUGAAAAAGAUUGUGAUACAGAGUUAGUUGAAAAAGAUCGUGAUGCAGAGUUAGCUGAAAAAGAUCGUGAUGCAGAGUUAGUUGAAAAAGAUCGUGAUACAGAGUUAACCAAAAAAGACUGUUAUGCAAAACUAACUAAGAAGGAUCUUAAGGCAGAGUUAACUGAAAAAGAUUGUAUUGCGGAGGUAACUGAAAAGGCUAUUAAAGCAGAGUUAAUUCAAGAUGCAUCAGCAAGUGAAGAUCUAGAAUCAUGCGAUGCAGUAGAUACAGUACAAAUUCAAGGUGAAAUUGUAAAUGUAAAUGAGACUAUAGAAGAUUUAAAAUCUGUCAGUUCUAGUAAAACUAAACUAAUUGAAGAAAUCACAACGGCAAAAAUUCAAGAUAAACCAGCCGAGGAAAUCCACGUAUGCACUUCUCAGUUUCCAUCUAAUGUGCUUGGCAGUACUGAUGGAUCUGUCUUGGAUCAUUCAGCCACCCCUGGAGCUGAGGAUAUGCUUCCUGAAGAAGGGGCUACUUUAGCAGUUGAAGAAAAGAUAAAUGAAAAUCCUUCUGUGCAGCAAUCUCUUGACUCCCAAUUGGCAUCAGUGGAAAAUGCAGAUGUACCAUGUGAUGAAAUAGAAAGUGCCACAAUUCCACCCAGUUAUGAUGUAAAAUCAAAUACGGGAGUUAAUUCAUCUCAAGAGGACACAUGCAAAACUAAUCUCAUAAGUCUUGACAACAGAGAACCCCUUCCCUCAAAUGAUCAGAGCCUUCGACACUUAGGAAAAAGGCGUCAUAGUGUUACCAAGCGAAGAUUGGAUGACCUUGGGGUGGAGGGCCAUAAUUCAGACUCUAGUGAUUCACUGAGUGAAGCCCGACCAGUAGGAGAAGCUGUGAGGAAGAGCAAGAGGUUAAGUCGUAAUAGCUCGCCACAUCCUCUUGCAAUUGUAGUUCCACGAUCUCCUGAGGCGGCUGGGACGGGUCAAAACCAGCCUAAACCCAUCGGUACACAGUCUGCCCUCGUUACCCCGGUAUCACCGGAAGAGCGCCAGCGCUUUAUCCUGUCUCCACCACUCACCUUGACCCACAGCUGUCACCAGCAGGGAAUUGUGCAUUCUGCUACACCAAGCCUGACCAAUGUGCUAUGUAGGUGUCGCGUUAGAGAGGAUCCCACCGCUGUAGGGAUCACAGGGGAUGUGUACUGCCAGGCUGUUGACUCGUUUGAUGGACGUAUGAUUGGCUGCUGCAAUAUUGUUACAAGUCACAAAUACCUGCGUGUGAGUGGAAAAAUUCCCUUUAUGCUGCUGUGUGAAGUUCACCGACACCGCUUGAGACGACACAACUGCUGCCCUUGUUGUGGGCUCUUCUGCACUCAGGGCGUCUUCUAUGAAUGCUCCUGGGACAAAUCUGGCCUGCGUCACUACUACCACAAGUUGUGUGGUCUGAUGUUAGCCGGGGCGACUCUCUGCCCGCAUUGUGGUGCUGAAGAACCUCCCAAGGAGGUACAAUUGGAACUGAAAUUAAAUAGAAAACCUGUCGUCUACCUAAAGCAACAUCAGGAGAGGAAGGAAGCAUCAGCCCGCAUGACCUGGUCAAAGAAGAUCAUUCCUGAGACAGUAGCAAUAACAGAAUCUUUGCCAGAGAAUGAGCCAUCAAUUGAACUUCGGAAUGGACGUGUCAUCUCUGCUCACAAAUUACCACUGGAGCUUGGGCGAGAAAAGCUUCAAGAUGCCAUCAGGUCCAUCAUUGAUGGUAAAAGUGUUGCUGCCAAGCCUUCACCCAAAGGAGUGUAUUGGUCAUGCAAACAAAAUGACUUGGAAAAGUUAUUGCAUGUUUUGGUGCAUGGUGUCAGCCCUAAUGUUAAGGUGAAGGAAUAUGGAAACCAAACCGGGAUGCAUGUUGCAGCAGCUUACGGAAGUCUUGCUGCCAUGCACGUGUUGACCCUUGCGGGCGCUACUAUAGACAUGACCGACACUCAGCUUAUGACUCCGCUGAUGGUUGCCAUCACUAAAGAACAGAAUAGUAUAGUGCACUAUCUAAUACAAGCUGGAGCAUCACUAAUGGCCAAGACUCAAGAUGGGAUGACAUGCCUUCAUUUGGCAGCAAAAUGCGGAAAUUUAAUUGGUUGUCAGCACAUCUUGGACUCGGGAAGACUGACAAGACAUGCUGUCAAUAUGCAGGAUGAGGGGGGCUGGACGCCUCUUGUGUGGGCCUCGGAAAAUAAGUUUACUAGUGUUGUCAAAUUUUUGCUUGACCGUGGUGGAAAUCCACAGCUGUGUGACGUAGAGCAGAACACAGCGCUGCACUGGGCAGCCUUUUCUGGGUCCACCCAUAUCUGUUCUAUGGUUUUGGAUCGAGGUUGUUCACUUCGUUCUAUGAAUGCGCACGGAGAUACACCAUUGCACAUUGCUGCCAGACAAAACCACAUUGAUGCAGUGGUUCUCCUCCUGUCCCGAGGUGCUCGACUAGAUGUUUUGAACACUAAAGGCCAGACGCCCAUAGAUUGUGCCCUGCCAGAGUCUGACGUAUACUUGCAACUAACUUUAAAUAGUAAACUGAUUGAAAUGAUGAACCAAAAUAACAUACGCACUGAGAAGAUCUUGAGCAGUGACAUUGCUGCUGGGAAGGAGGAGGUGCCAAUUCCUUGUGUCAAUGGAGUAGAUGAUGAUGAACUGCCUAAAGAUUACUUGUACAUUGCUGAGAACUGUGAGGCAUCCAAUGUUAUCAUUGACCGCACAAUUACAUCAAUGAAGUGGUGUGAGUGUGAGGAUGGUUGUAAUGCAGACCACUGUGGCUGUGGUCAACUGAACUUCCAGUGCUGGUAUGAUCCUGAUGGCCGCCUUUUGCCAGAGUUCAACUAUGCAGAUCCGCCAAUGAUAUUUGAGUGUAACCGAGCUUGCCGCUGCAACAAGUUGUCGUGCAAUAACCGGGUUGUGCAGCAUGGUAUAUCUGCCCACAUGCAGUUGUUCAAAACAUCUGAGAAAGGCUGGGGUGUGCGUGCUCUCAAGACCAUUCAAAAGGGGUCUUAUGUGUGUGAAUAUGUAGGAGAGAUCAUCACUGAUCUAGAGGCUGACCAGAGACAAGAUGACUCGUAUUUAUUUGAUCUUGAUAAUAAGGAUAGUGAAACUUUCUGCAUUGAUGCCCGAGGAUAUGGCAAUAUUGCUCGUUUCAUCAAUCAUCUCUGUGAAGCAAAUCUUACACCAGUGAAAGUCUUUAUUGACCAUCAAGAUCUAACCUUCCCAAGAAUAGCAUUCUUUGCUAAUCGUGAUAUUGAAGCCGAUGAAGAACUUGGGUUUGACUAUGGAGAGAAAUUCUGGAUUAUCAAAUACAAGCAUUUCACCUGUACGUGUACGUCUGAGAAGUGUAAAUAUUCGUGCACAACCAUUCACACUACCCUUGAAAAUUACAACAAAAGAAUAAGAGAAAUGCAUGAAAUGAUAAGCAUCAUGGAGAACGAGCAGUAUUGUACUCCGGCAAAUGAUGUGCAGCAGUCUCUCCACUCCAUAGACUAGAUGUACAGUGCUCCUUGUGAGUAGUCAUGGACAAAUAUUUAAAAUAUUCACUCCUUUUAUUGUGUAAUGUUCACUCACAUGGUCUCUUUGUCUCUCGGUAUAUCUGUCUCUCUCUCUCUCUCACACUUCCACGCAAACACACACUGAUUAGGAAGCAACUCUUCAAUUUUAUGGAGAACAAUGAACUUCGCAGUCUAAGUCAACAUGGAUUUAGAGCAGGAAGAUCCUGCCUUUUGCAAUUACUCAAUCACCAUGACAAAAUCAUGGAAACAUUGUAAGAGAAACAAAAUGCAGAUGUUGUAUACACAGACUUUGCCAAAGCAUUUUUAAAUGUCACUAUGGAGGGAUAGACCAUAAAAUGAGAUCAGUAGGAAUAACAAAAAAAGGAGAUGGAUAUUCAAUGUCUUGUCAAACAGAAUGCAACAAAUAAUCAAAUAAAAUCAAGACUAAAUACAGUGAAAAGGUGUGUACCCCAGGACACAGUUCUUGCACCCCUUCCUUUUCUCAUUCUUAUGGCCCUUCAAUCAUUCACAUUUGGCAACAUCUUCCCUCUUGUCAUUCCUACCUUGCCCCCAUGAAGAGUUCCAUUUGUGAAAUUUUGUAAGAUCUUGGCUGAUAUGGUGAAAGCUUGUACUUCUACUUUUUGAAAACUCUUUUCCUUCAUCAUUUUUCUACACACACACACUAUUGCACAGUUCACAGAUUAGUGUAAGUCUGUGUAUAGUAUUGGCUACUCCAUUGUUUUUCCAAUCAAACCUGCGUGUGCCACCUGCCCCCCAGAGCCUAGCAUCUUCAUGGUGAAACUUAUGCAAUUUUGUAUAAUCUUUGUCGGCUACUAUUUCUGCAUCAAUGUUCCUGUGUCAUUGUGAUUGACUCUCACAAUGCUCUCAUGCUCUGGAGUCUUAACCCUUUGCAUCCUGUUGUGGUUCAAAUCUAAUACUGGCUGUUACUUAUCUAUGACAGGUAUAAGACAGUCAAAUUUUGCUGUGUUCCCAGCCAUAUUAGAGUUAACUCAAAUGAACUUAUGGACACCACAUGCUAAGCAGCCCAUUCAUGCUUCCAACAUUUUCCAGAAAGGGAUUCCUUAUACAAAUUUCUAUCCAGUUAUUCAUUCUUUAGUACAUGACCAUUGGCAGGGUAAUUUGGCUGGCACUACAGAUAACAAACUGUGUGCUCCUAAAAGUGACCUUUUCCCUUAUCCUUCCUCCUACCACCAUAAUAGAUGAUGGGAAAGAGCCUUGGCUAGGUUGUGUAUUGGUCACACCUGUUUAACUCAUGGACACUUAACCCUCUGCACUGUACAAACUGCCAUAAAUCUGUUGACAGGUGGUGAGCUGACCACCAUACAGCAUUUGUUGGUACAAUAUAUCCUAAGACUUAAAACUGGUCUGCAGUAACCUGGGUAGCAAAUGGAGGCCUUAGGUCUCCAGUGAGCAUCUGCCAUCUUAAAAAAAAAUCCUAGCAUGCCCCACUGGUGCAAGUAGGCUCAAUUUCAAGUGAACUACCAUGACUGAUGAAUGUGCUAACAGCUCCCAGUCACCAAUGGCUCACAUGAUUGAAAAAUCACUGAGCAUGAAAUGCAUGACAUUGUCAUGAUGAUGUUGACCACCCAAAACCCAAUAAAGACCUAACACAGGGAUUGGAUACAAGUGAUACAAACAUUGUUGAGGAUGAUACAGUAAACGUGUACAGUAUGCCGAUCUUUCCACCCCUGCUGCGCCAUCCCAGGUCAACACCACUCCCACAAUGUUUAUUAUUAUGUGCCAUCUGUCAUUCCUGAAUGCUCUGAUAAUGUGGUAGAUGACUUUUUUUAUUUUUGCCUGGGUUCAGUGACAUUGGUUCUGAUACUAGUAGUGUAGAUGAACCUAGUGCUAGUGGCUCUCAUGGUGGUGUUACUAGGCACAGGGUUGCUGUGUCAGCAGUUCACUCUGCAAAGUGCUGGCAUGUGUCCAGUCAUGGGGGAGAGUGUGGCACCCACUUCAACUGCUGUCUAUGGUGGGCUAUACAACAUAGAAGAGCUUCAUCUUCUAGGGAAUGGAGUUUUAUUUAAGAAGAUGCUGGACGUGGUGUUUGUGCCACCACAAGCAGCACAGUACUCCUCGUGUGGGAAGAUUGUGAGAGCUUUAUACCACAGAUACCUACAACUGAUGAUGUGGAUAUUGGUUCUACUGACAUUUUCCUGUAUACUGGCAAUAAUGUGAGUGAAAGUGAAUAUUUGAUGGCAUAUUUUGAAAAACUGUUCAUUAAGCAUCUUGUUGAAGAACCUAACCAAUCCCAGUUUAGCUCAUUGCAUCUGGCUUCUUACCAGCUUAUCAUUUGAUCUGUUGGGGAGAAACGACCAACAGAUUGUGAAAGUCAACUGUAGGUGAAAUGUGUGCUUUUCUUGUGCUGUGUAUGAUGAAAUAUUCUGUGAAAUACGUCAUCCAAGAUUAUUUGAACAAUGAGUGUGUUGUUCUAACCCCAGUUUAUAGGAAGUGCAUGUCUCACAACAGGUUCUUGCUACUUCUAAGGUGCCUACACUUUGAAAGCAAGAUAAUGUGAUUCUUCACUUUCCACAGUAUCAUUUUGAAAGUGUUCAAUGAAGGGAGAGAAAGGUUCUGUGAUUUCUUUGUACUGAGGCAGAAUGUUGUGAUUGACGAAUCUCUAGUUUUUUCUAGGAAUGCUUUCAAGCAAUAUAUCCCAUUAAAAUGGCACAGGUUUGGAAUGAAGUUCUCUGUGAUCUGCAUUUGUGAAGCUGCAAUAGUGAUAGAUAUGACACAUUCUGGUACUGAUGUAGACAUACUCAGUCACGAUUCUCGCAGGUUUUCUUGCAGUGUGUGGUAAAGAUGCUUAUGGAACCACUGAUGAGCAAAGGGGCAUGUUCUGUUCUCAGACAAUUAUUAUACCAGCCCCCUUGCUAUGUUCUUAUUUGAAUAUAAGACUGGAGUCUGUAGCACAGUAAAGCCACAUAUGAGAGAAAUGCCAAGUGUUUGGUACUGGUAUUUCAGUGGGUGAUGUCAGCUCAGAAAAAGCAACAAAAUUUGGAAGAAAAUUUCCAAGGCAAAGCAAUUUGCUUUGAAAGACACGUCAGUGAAUAUGGUGACAACAAUUCACACUGGUAAAAUGAUAGACAGUACCAAAUGGAACUUUGAAACACUAGGAAAAUUGUAUAAACCAAAUUGUAUCAUGGACUACAAUGUAAAUGUGAAAUUGGUCGAUAAAUGUGACUUGAUGGUGGAUCUGUUGAGUGUGUGUGCAAAACUCUGAAGUGGACCAAGAAAUAGUUUUUUCACCUUGAGGACGAAACGGUGCCGAACAGUUUCAACAUGUAUUUGGUGAAAAGGCAAAAACCCACCAAUCCAUACUUUUAGUGUUGCACUGUUGUCACAAUUACUUGGGAAGUUUGGCCAGGAAGGUAGUGUUGUGACAACAAUGCCACAUUCCCAACACUGCUCCCAAUAGAAAGACUACCUUGCAGUACACAAGCUUGGUUACAUACUAGGUAUGAAAUUAUGUGCUAAAGGUAAAUGUGAGUGUGUUAUUUGCAAGCACAAUGAAGAAAGAAGCAAAAAUCUGUGUGUACCCGGUGCGUAGAGUGCAAAGUUGCCUUGUACACCGUCGACUGCUUCAGUGAUUAGCACACACUCAUGAAGUACUGAUUGUGUUUUAUUCAUUAUAGUGUGUGACAGUGUAAAAUAUGUAUAUUAUUGAGAAUUGAACAAGUAAUAUUGUGACAGCAAGUAAUACUGCAGCCAAAGUAAGUUUUUUUUUUUUGAGGUUUCUGUGACCAGGGAAGGUAUUUUAACAAAGUAUAAAAAAAAUGGGGGGGAGGAUAAUUUUUUUUUACUCGCACAAUGAGGUUAUCAUAUUAAACUAACGCGUAGUACUUGGGUAAUGGAACAAUGUCCUGCUCCUCUUUGUCUGAACUGCAUUGUCCCAUUUACAGUCAUGCACUUCCUUGUUGAAUGUCCUGAUUUUCCGAAUAAUCAUUCAUUUUGUGCUUUCCUCGUGUCCCUCCAGGUCACUUGUCCCUCGAUAGAAUCCUUGGUGAAUCCAUUACCUUCGGUGUCGCACACCUUAUGUUCUUUUCUCCUUAUAUUCGCACGCUGAAUGAUAUUUAGUUCCUUUUGAAUAUUCCAUGACACAGUGCUAUGUAGUUUUCCCUGGCUUGGCUCCUUUUGAUAAUUACUUGCUCAUUCUUAAAUCAGGUAUUGAUAAAAAAAAAGUACAAAUCACAGUUUUGUAUCAUCUUUUGCAGACGAUACAAAAAUCAGUAUAAAAAUUACUUCUGUCAAAGACAUUGACUGGGAAAGAGCAGAGGUGUCAUAAGUACAAUCAGCAAACACUAUGAACAUGAGAGGUCAACUGCUCUUCAAUAUCCUCCCUGCAAACAAGAAAUAUUGGCAGUAAUUAUCUAAGUAAUUACGUAAGUGUAGUUGCAGGAUGAGAGUUACGCUCGUGGUGUCCCGUCUUUCCAGUACUCUGUCAUAUAAUGACUACUGAUUUGGCCUCCACCACCACCUCACUUAACUUAUUCCAACCAUCUACCAUUCUGUUUGCAAAAGUGAAUUGUGUUAUAUUUCUUCGGCAAAAUUAGACACAUUCGUGCAAGAAAUACCAGACCAACUGGGUUGUUGUGGAUAUGUGGGCUGCUCCAAGCAACAGCCUGACCAAAUUAUUACCAGUGAAGCCUGACCCUAGGUUGGGAUUGGGGAGAACAGCAGCAGCUAGAACCCACUCCAUGUAUACAGACCCCCCAUCCACUACCUACCUUAAUAAUAAUUGCUGGAUUUAGUCCCAUAAACAUACCCACUGCAGUUUUGCCAGUUACCUUUCUCCUCAACACAGUACUGUGUUUACCUCUUUCAUGGCCUUAUUUUCUAGUAUUCUUUUUAGUUUUUAUGGACUUAUUUUUCUAGUAUUUUAUUUAGUACUACACACACCAGCCUCCCAUGUUAUAAAAACAUUAUUGGCAGCAUUUCAUUGUUUUAUUCUGCAGAAUUAUUAUUUUGUGUGAUGCUUUACUCAUCAGGCGCUCUCCUUCCUCCUGGACUUAGAAAUCGCAAAGUAAUUAUUCAGUCUUUAUGAAAAAUAGAUACUGUAACUCAAAAUAAUUUUUAAUAAUGUAAAGUUCCUUACAUACUGUAUCUCAUUGUUGAAUAAUUGUGAUUAUUGAUAUAUUAAGUUCAGUGAUCUUCAGCAAGUGCCUUAGAUUUUAAUUAUCUUUAAAUUUACUUAAUAAUUAAUAUAUGUACAAUACUUAGUAAUUACUGAAUACAAUAUUUUGAGGUUUUUCAGGCACCAGUGUCAAAUGUAAUGUACAGUGUUCCAUUUUUUUUUCUCUACAGAUUUACAUAUACCUGUACAGUACCUCAACUAAAGGAGGAUAUGGAAAUUGUGCAUUUUAAUCUUCCGAACUUUUAGUGAUGAUUUAUGGACUUCAGAAAUUGCUAUUAUGAUAAGAAUUUUAUGUUUUAUAAUGGUAUCAUUAUCAUAGAGCAUUGCCAAUGGUGAAAGUUAUUUCUUUAGACUACUGUACUAUGUAAGGUGUCGACGCUGUGAAAGCCUUUAAAUAUGGUAUAUUGUAACAAUGAAAAUAAGUAAAAGGUUUUGUGUUUUUUAUUAAUUAAAAUGCAGUACAGGUUCAAGAAGGUUACAUGUACAGUACUGUAUAUAUGAAAAUAUAGUUCAUGUCCAAUGGCUCGGAGGUUCACUAAAAUUUUUCUACAGACAUUUUCUGGAAUCUAACCGUUCCCUAAAUAACAAUAUUAUCAAACUUUGUUUUAUUGCAAUAUCAAUGAGUAAAACUAAACAUGAAUACACUGGGAGAUUAAUUUAGAUGUAAUUUAGUGGGCGCUGGAGACUGUUGGGAAGAUGAUGUGUAGCUUAACACUCAUAAGCACUGAAAGAAUGCCGAUAUGCUCUAUUUAAAAGGAAACUUUUUGUCUCCAAAUAUACAUCUAAUACUGUAUACAGAAACCUCCGAUACUAAAAAAUGCACCGAAUGUUUCUUUAAUUUGUUAAAACUAUCUAAAUACUAAUACAGUAAACAUUUAAGGCAUACCGUAUAUAUGUCUAUAAGGGUUAUGCAUUUUUUUCUCCCCAUUUUCCUAAUACAUACACAGUACCUGAAACUAUGCCUUUAUCUUACCUGUAGUGCAUAUUUUACAAACUGUCAUAUGCAGAUCUCAAAUGUAUUAGACAAAUAUAGCAUACAUCACUAUGCUCA